GUUCACACUUGGAGGAGAAGAGGAUUGCCUUGCUGGGGCUAGCUCCUCCUAAAAAUACAGCGAAUGAAAAACCAAAGAAUGAAAAAUCCACCUCUCGGAAAAGAAGUAAUUCAACCAAUCAAAACUCCAAUGCCGGAUCAACGAGUACAACCAAUACAAAUUCUACCACUGCUUCAUCAUCAUCAUCGAGUAGAAAAAGAAGUGGAAUGACUUCAUCAAAUAGUACAAAUUCCUUGACAAGUGCCUCUCCUCCAACAACAACAACAACAAAUACAUCACAAUCAUCAUCUUCAUCUAAUCAACCACAAACACAACCUCCGCAACCACAACAACAAACCUAUACAUCUAUCAUUCAAAAUAAUGGUGAAAGACCUUUAACUGUAGUAAUUAAAGCUCCAUCUCCUUCUCCGUCAGUAAUUGCUUCAUCAACAAUCGUUGAAUCAGCAUCAGUUGCCUCCUCUCAAAUUCUUGCACCACCAACUAUAACUAAUGUUACACCAUCUGUGAGUCCUUCAUUGUCUCUAUCUAAAAUUCUACCAACCAAUAUUAAUAUUGAUAGUGAGAGCGUUGAUAGUGCAUCCGAUGAUAGCUACUUUAUUGAAGAUGAUGAAGAUGAAUCAUGGAGUGAAGCAAGUGAUGAAGAAGAGGAAGAUGAAAAUUUCGAUGAUACUGAGGAGAUUGUGAUUGUGGAUGAUGACUUUUAUGAAAAGAACUUGGAGAAUAUUCCAACACAAGAACAAGCACAAAUUAUCCAGAAGAAUAUCAACUCGGACAAGGUGCAAUUUUUACAUACUGUGACUGUUAUCCCUGUAACAACCUCUGUUCCAAGAUUAAAGAGACAAUUAUCAUCGGGAAUGAAUAGAAAGAGAAUUACAAAAAAGUCAAUUAGUAAUCCAACCAUUCCGAUGGAACAAUUUUUCAAGAGAUUGAGAGUAGAACAAUUGAUAAAAUACAGAAGAUAUCAUAACAUUAAAACUGUGACACCAGCUAGUAGUCGGGAGGAAUUAGAAGAAGCAACAAUCAACCAUUUCAAAGAUGAACAAGAUUUCGUAUCUGAAAAAGCAAUUUUAAGCCAACUUUUCCAUAGACUUGACACAGCUAUUCCAAGUAGGCGUAAAUAAAAUUGG
Molecule: messenger RNA, 1127 nt
Organism: Naegleria gruberi
Lineage: Eukaryota; Heterolobosea; Eutetramitea; Acrasida; Naegleriidae
Exons: 2
Coding region: 207-1121 (304 amino acids)
Molecular function (GO): protein binding
Source: RefSeq, a predicted model, not a curated record